Messenger RNA from Diaporthe batatas, 3039 nucleotides. RefSeq lists its product as uncharacterized. The record is from RefSeq and is a predicted model, not a curated record. The coding region runs from base 1 to 3039 and encodes 1012 amino acids. Gene Ontology annotation, molecular function: zinc ion binding; DNA binding; DNA-binding transcription factor activity, RNA polymerase II-specific. Gene Ontology annotation, biological process: regulation of DNA-templated transcription; DNA-templated transcription. The transcript is spliced from 4 exons. NCBI's taxonomy places the organism in Eukaryota, Fungi, Ascomycota, Sordariomycetes, Diaporthales, Diaporthaceae.
AUGGAAGGUACCGAUCGAUCUUCAGGACACGAACGCGACCCUUCUCCACCAUCACGACCGCUGCCUUAUCUUCCUGGCCCAGCUGUAGCGAAUUAUGGUGCCAGUGGCAGUCGAAGCCAUGUUUAUGAAGGUGGAUACGGCUCUCUGGUUGGGUCCAUGACAAUAGAUGGCAGCCGGGGCGCUGGAGGCUCCCCUUUGAUGGGCAUGAGGCCCGAGACUGGAACGACCAUGGAGCUGGAGUCAACAGACAUGAUGCAGGUUUAUCAACAGGACUUGGAGCAAUUGCGCCAGCAGUCAUCACAGCAUAUGCCUGGGGUCCAACAGCAGCAGCAAGCGCAGCCAGGCUUCUCUGCCACCGCCACCGGCGCCACGGCUGGCCCCCCAAAGCCGAUUCGCCGGAGGAUGCGAAUGAUCACAUCAUGUCUUGAAUGUCGGCGGCGCAAGCUGAAGUGCAACAAAUCAAACCCGUGCACCAAUUGCCUCAAGUUCUCCCGCGAUUGCCUGUACCUGGGACCUAAGCUUGACGAGGCGAGCCAGCUGCGGCUCACAGAGAUCAAGGAGAAGGUCGGCUCCCUGGAGCGCCAACUGGAGAGAGAUGUGGCAAAAUCCGGAUCCCGUGGCUUUUACCAGCAAAGAAUACUUGCCGACGAUGUAGAGGGCGAGUUCGACGAGGAGCGGGGUCUUGAGAUCACCCCCAUGGUGGCGCUCGACCUCACGUACGAGGACGACGCCGAUGGAACGGACGACGUUAUGGACUUGGGUGUGCAGGUGGGCAAGAUGCGGCUUACAGAGAAAAUCGGUGGUCUGAACAGGCCGAGGAUAUCGGAGGAGGUAAGUCUUUCCGGUGGCGUGCAACACCCCGAUAGUGGCUCAUUCCCGCCGAAUGUGCCCUUGCCGCCGGGCCAACCAGGCACUUUCUCCGAUUCAACGGGCGGCGAGCAAUCUAUGCCCGAAUUUUUGCGCCCUGGCACGUCGUACAUACCGCCAACGAGCGGCGUCUUCUUUGGCAAAGUGGUCCAGUCACCGAGUCUGUUGACCUUUCUCCCCACAAAACCAGCUGGUGACCGCCUAAUUCAGUACUACUUCGAGAGUGUGCAUCCCAUUGCCCGGUGCGUUCAUAGACCUUCAUUCGAAGUUCAAUAUGCCACUUUCUGGGAGGAGGCGGCGGAUGGCUAUGAACCGCGAGCCUCAGCUCAGGCUGUGGUGUUUUCCGCGUGGUUGAGUGCCGCCGUCGCACUGGACGAGACGGCAAUCAACCGAGAAUUCGGCUUGACCAAGGCCAACCUGGUCGAGAAUAUGAAGGUCGGGACCGAGGUUGCACUGAGCAAGUCCAACUUCCUCAGGACCACGAGGGUGGAGACCUUACAGGCAUUUGUGAUGUACAUGAUCCCUCUCUGCCGGGAGGAGGUCUCACGAGCUCAUUCCGUGCUUGUCGGCGCGGCAGUCCGGAUGGCAGAGUGUAUGGGCCUACACCGAGACGGAAGCAGAGCGUACAACCUCAACGCCUUGGAGACACACGUCCGGCGCCUGAUAUGGCACCAGCUGUGCUUCUUGGACAUCCGGACGUGCGAGGCCCAGGGUCCUAAGCCGGCCAUCAGGAGGGAGGACUAUGACACCUGGCUGCCGGACAAUUGCGAGGAAGAGCAGCUGUCAGGUCUGACGCGGCAGCUGUGCGUGGCCGGCAACUGGACGACGAUGCUUUUCCCGCUGAUCCGCUUCGAGGUCAACGAGAUGAUGCGCAUCAUAUGGGCUGACAGGCGCAAGCUCGAGGCGCGCAAGAUCACCCUCACGCAGGUCCUCACCAAGAUCGAGAACUUCCGCAAGCGCAUGUUUGACAGCUACAACCACCUCCUCGACGAGCGCGUCCCCAUCCAGCGGUAUGCCAAGCUCGUCAUGCACCUGCUCAUGUACCGGCUGCACGUCAUGGUCCUCCACCCCUACUACGCCAACACGGCCAGCCCUAUGCCGCAGCGCCUGCGCUCCGUCUUGAUCACGAGCGCCGUCACCAUCAUCGAGAUCGCCAUCCAGCUCGACACCAGCCCGGCCUUUCAAUUGUGGAGAUGGUACAACGGGGCGUAUCAGCAGUACCAGGCGGCGCUGAUCCUGGCGACGGAGAUGUUCUACCACCCAGCCCACAGGGACGCAAACAGGAUAUGGGCGUGUCUUGAUUAUGUCUUUGGCUUAGAUCAACAUCUGACAAACGAGGAAAAGGGCAAACAGGUGCUCUCGGAGAUCAUGACCAAGAUGGGGGCGUACAUGAGCAUGCGGAAGAUGAGGGCGCCGACAUGGACUGCGGCCGCGAGUCCAUCUCAACAGCCUGUGAGGGAAGCCAGUGCUGAUGGUGGUGGCAGCGCUUCUGAUUCUACUUCUGCUGCGAGAUCUGCUGCGAGAUCCGCACCCGCGCCGGCGGCGAUGGCACCGUCAGCGCAGCAGCAUUCGCAACGAAUGGCCCCCGGUCUCGGCUCAGCAUACAACCAUAGCGUCCCACUGUCCGCUUUGAGAGACGAAGUAAAUGGCGAUAGUUCAUCGAUUCCACCAGCAUCAAUGCGAUGUCAGCAGCAGCAAAAUUUCCCAGCGGUGCGGACUGGAUCACAAGGUCCAGCAACGCCGGCUCCCCCUCAACCACAGCACCAGAAGGAUGUAAAUGGGCCGAAUCCCAACAUGGCGGGGCCUUGGACUCACUCUAGCGCGCCCACACAGCAUCUGCUGGACUCCGAAAGCCCAGAAAACUCGAGCAGCGAGACUGGCUCCAUAGCAACUGGCAGCGACCCAAGACCGGGGAACACGGCCGGAAUGGUUGCGUCGAUGGUGGCCGGUGGCGGGAGCAUGGGCGCAACGGGUCACUUGGAAAAUGAAUGGUCAACUUACCAGGAGGAGGCUAUCAACGCCCUGUUCCCCUUCGACCCUCAAACCGGCAGCUUUGCGGGCUUCGGCGACCCGAUCACGAUGGGCAUUAAUAGUAAUAGCUGGGCCCAGCAGGCCCAGAGUCAAGUGCAGAUCCAAAAUGAUGGCAGGACAAGCAGGGGCGGGUACAACUGA